UUCGUCUUCACAAUACACCUCCUGAAGAUGGCUCAUUCAUCGACUCAAUACUCUCCGGUGGACAAUUCGCCUAUCCAACAUGUCAAUGAGUCCGCGAAGUCCAUAGUUUGGUCUUAUCUGAGAAAAGCUGGAGAGUCAAACAGACACCGGCUCAGACCUCAAGCAACCAUCGCAAACGAUAAAUGAGAUCCCAUCAGCGCAUAAGAAGGCAUCGUUCAUAUGGUGGUUGAAGCAGGCAGCUGUAUUCUGCUAGUCGGUGGUCUAGUCGGGAUCAUCGCAACUACUUCUCGGACAAACGGCAAGCCUCUCUCCCAGUCGCCGCUGCAACUAUCGGUCAAUGCGUUGAUCGCUGCGUUCAGCGUGCUGAUCAAAGCCUCUUGCGCCUUUGUUCUGGCAGAGGGUAUCAGCCAUGUCAAGUGGACCUCGUUCCGAGAGCCGCAGUCUCUGCAUAGCUUUCAGGCUCACGAUCUUGCAAGCCGUGGCCCGUGGGGCGCGGCUAUUCUCCUUCGACAUGGUCUUGGUCGCAUUGUGGUCUCGCUUGGCGCCAUCGUCACAAUCGUCAUACUCUUCUUGGAACCCUUCUCACAGCAAAUUGUAUCACUAGUCGACUGUGAGCGCAUCUACACGGACAAAGUAGGAGCCAUCCCACAAAUCAACCUCUACAGACUUCAAUCAGGCUUCCAUGCAGAUCAGUCUUCCGUGGGAUCUCCGCAAUGCGGUGAACCAGGGCAUAUACGUGACGAACAAGCCGCAGUUGGAAUGGGAUUGUUCUACUGGAAACUGUAGCUGUUAACUCUUGCUCAGCUGCAACAAAGACUGUAACC
This is a messenger RNA of Didymella exigua CBS 183.55, 824 nucleotides long. RefSeq lists its product as uncharacterized. Lineage: Eukaryota; Fungi; Ascomycota; Dothideomycetes; Pleosporales; Didymellaceae. Bases 220 to 786 code for a protein of 188 amino acids. The record is from RefSeq and is a predicted model, not a curated record. The transcript has a single exon.